AUGGUCCACCUCAUCCUCACGGGCGCCACCGGCCUGGUCGGCUCGUCCGUCCUCUCACACAUCCUCUCCCUCCCACCGACCAGCAAACCGGCCAUCGACAAACUCUCCAUUCUCACACGCUCGACCUCGAUCCCCUGGCUCUCCGCCACGCCUCCGCCCGGGACGCCAACCACCAACAAACACACCAAGAUCGAAGUGAUCGAGCACCGCGACUUCGGGGCCCCCUACCCGCCCCAACUUCUAGAGAGGCUGAAAGGCGCGGACGCCUGUAUCUGGGCGUUGGGCGUGAGCCAGAACGACGUCUCCAGGGACGAGUACGUCACCAUCACGCGCGACUAUGCCGUCGAGGCAGCCAAGGCCUUCUCGGGGUUGCGCGGCGGCGUGGCGGCGUCGUCAUUGUCGUCUAGUUUAGACCCGAGUUCGAGUUUCGCCGACGCUGACGCAAACAAAUCCAAAUUCAAAUUCAUCUACGUCUCCGGCGAGGGCGCGACACUGCAUCCCCGGCCGUGGACGCCCAUCUUCGGGCGCGUCAAGGGCGAGACGGAACGGGCGCUGCUUGAGCUGUCCAAGACGGCUGAGUACUCGCCCUUGCUGUCGGUAUACUCUGUCCGCCCGGCCGCCGUGGACGGCGCCAACCAGCCGUGGAUCUGGGAUCAUGUGCUCAACACCAAGAGGACGGCGUUUCAGCGCUUCUAUCUCAAGGGGGUGAUGUGUCCUAUUCGGUGGGGGUGGGCUGGCCAGGGGAUGCACAGUCCGACGGAGGGCUUGGGGCGAGUGCUUGUUGGGAUGGCAGUCAGUGAGCAGAGGGGUGCGUUUGAGGUGGGCGUUGGCGUGGAUGCAGAAGGGGAGGGCCGUACGCUAGGGAACAGCCGAUUGAGAAUGUUAGAGAGGGGGCAGUGGUGA
Molecule: messenger RNA, 903 nt
Organism: Cladophialophora yegresii CBS 114405
Lineage: Eukaryota; Fungi; Ascomycota; Eurotiomycetes; Chaetothyriales; Herpotrichiellaceae
Exons: 1
Coding region: 1-903 (300 amino acids)
Source: RefSeq, a predicted model, not a curated record